Messenger RNA from Ochotona princeps (American pika), 1433 nucleotides. RefSeq names its product RAD51 paralog D (gene RAD51D). Gene Ontology annotation, biological process: DNA strand invasion; reciprocal meiotic recombination; double-strand break repair via homologous recombination. The transcript has 10 exons. Gene Ontology annotation, cellular component: Rad51B-Rad51C-Rad51D-XRCC2 complex; centrosome; replication fork. The record is from RefSeq and is a predicted model, not a curated record. Lineage: Eukaryota; Metazoa; Chordata; Mammalia; Lagomorpha; Ochotonidae. Gene Ontology annotation, molecular function: single-stranded DNA binding; four-way junction DNA binding; ATP-dependent DNA damage sensor activity. Bases 102 to 1091 code for a protein of 329 amino acids.
CAGCCCGCGGGUCAGGCCCCUCUCCAGAGAGGCGCGCGAGGGGCGUCCUGAGGGGGCUCUGCGGAUGUCCAUGUGACGCCACGUCCCGGGCCUGCCGGGGUAUGGGUGUGCUCAGGGUCGGGCUGUGCCCUGGGCUCAGCCAGGAGAUGAUCGAGCUGCUGAGGAGCUGUGGGAUCAGGACAGUGGUGGACCUGGCCUCCGCAGACCUGGAGGAGGUGGCCCAGAAGUCUGGCCUGUCCUAUAAGGCCCUGGUCGCACUGAGGCGGGUGCUGCUGGCCCAGUUCUCAGCUUUCCCCAUCAACGGCGCUGACCUCUAUGAGGAACUGAAGACCUCCACUGCCAUCCUGUCCACAGGCAUAGGCGGCCUGGACAAACUUCUUGAUGCUGGUCUUUAUACUGGAGAAGUAACUGAAAUUGUGGGAGCCCCGGGUAGUGGCAAAACUCAGGUGUGUCUGUGUGUGGCUGCAUCUGUGGCCCACAGCCUACAGCAGAACGUCUUGUACAUUGAUUCCAAUGGAGGGCUGACAGCCUCACGCCUCCUCCAGCUGCUCCAGGCUAGAACCCAUGAUGAGGAGGAACAGGCAGCAGCUCUGCAGCGGAUCCAGGUGGCCCGUGCAUUUGACAUCUUCCAGAUGCUGAAUGUGCUGCAGGACAUCCGAGGCACCAUAGCCCAGCAGGUGACUGGUUCUUCAGGGAUGAUGAAGGUAGUAGUCGUGGACUCGGUCACCGCUGUAGUCUCCCCACUUCUGGGAGGGCAGCAGAGGGAAGGCUUGGCCUUGAUGAUGCAACUGGCCCGAGAGCUGAAGACCCUGGCCCGGGAUCUCGGCAUGGCAGUGGUGGUGACCAACCACGUGACUCAAGACAGGGAGAGUGGGAAGGUUAAACCUGCUCUUGGACGCUCCUGGAGCUUUGUGCCAAACACCCGGGUACUCCUGGGCAUCCCUGAGGGAGCAGGAGCAGUAGGCAGCAGGCAGCGCACAGUGUGUCUAACCAAAUCCUCUCGUCAGCCGACAGGUAUCCAGGAGAUUGUGGACAUUGGUGCCUGGGGGCCUGCGGAGCUGGGGCCAGCGUUACAGGAAGAGCAGACAUGACUGGGGCUGUGGACUGGGACGUGGGGGUGCACAUGGAGGCCCCUCAUAGUACGUGCUGUUUACUCACCCCUUGGGACUUUGCGUUCUCAGGCUGGCCAGAGCAGAGACACUGUCUCACCAGGGCCACAGGCUGCAGUGGCAGGCUGCUCUGCGAGGCCAGAGGAUCAGACUCCGUCCCUGGUCCCACAGAAGCCACAUGGGCGAUUCGGAGCAUCUCUGGAGAGGCACAUUAAUGACUGACUGGAUCAGCCUGAGUGUCUCCAUCUGACCCUACACUGAGUUGUAGUGCAAUGUCCCAGCCAGGAGGCCUGCAGCUUGCUUACCUUGAUUCCGUCUCACUGU